AUGUUAGGAAUGUUUUGGUAUAUUUUUGAAGUAAAGAAGGAGUUUCUAGUAUGCUUUUCACUAUCUUUGCUGUAUAUAACCUAUUAUCUUGUGGAAGUCGUCAAGAAACCGAUGCUGGUAUGUCGUAAGGGGGAGUUCCGUCAAUUACUCGAGGAUAAUGUCCCAUUGUUGAGUGAGCCUUAUUGGCCUACUCCUUGGUGCGUGGAGUCUCGAUUGCAAACUGUACUGGGCUCUGUUCUUCGGUCACAUUUACUACCACCAGUUGCUUAUCGACGUGAGGUGCUGCGACUGUCAGACGGCGGGCAGGUGGCUCUGGACUGGGCCGAGCUGACGGACGAGGCCGGGGAGAGGAGCAGCCGGCCCGUGGUGCUCGUGCUGCCCGGACUGACGGGCGGCGCGCAGGCCGACUACGUGCGGUGUCUGGUGGCGGCCGCGGGCAGGCUCGGCGCGCACGCGGUCGUCUUCAACAACCGCGGGCUCGGCGGGCUGCCGCUCACCACGCCGCGGCUGUACUGCGCCGUGUCACACGCCGACCUGGCGGAGGUGGUGGAGGCGGUCCAUCCCCGCGGCGCGCCGCUGCUCGCCGUGGGCGUGUCUCUGGGAGGCCUCAUCCUCGGUCACUACCUCACGGAGCACGCUCAGCGCGCCGCCCACACGCUGCACGCGGCGCUCGUGGUGUCCUCUCCCCUGGACGUGGUGCGGGGUGCGGAGUGUAUCGAGCGUCCUCCUCUCAACUCGUUGUUGUCCUGGCACAUGGCCCGUAACCUCCGCAACACGGUCAACUCUCAUUCUCCUCUCCGGAGCGGCCCCGGCGACUGGGCGGCCGUGGAGCGCUGCCGGUCCGUGCGUCAGUUCGACCAGGCCUUCACUACCAAACAUUUCGGCUUCCCCUCCGUCGACGACUACUACCGCGCGGCGACUCUCUGUGACAAGCUGAGCCGCGUGCGCGUGCCCCUCCUCUGCCUGUGCGCGGCCGACGACCCCUUCCAGCCUCUGGACGGUAAGUGCGUCUCCCUGCCCCUCUAUGACUUGCUGCCCCUCGCGGAGGUGGAGCGCAGUCCGUGCGUGGCGCUGGCGGUGACAGCUCGCGGCGGUCACAUCGGCUUCCUGGAAGGUUGGUGGCCGGCGCCCCCCUCCCGCUCGUCUCACUCGCAGUACAUCGCCCGUCUCGCUCACCAGUACUUCUCGGCGCUGCUGUCCUCCCCGCGCCCCCUCACACCCGCCUGA
This is a messenger RNA of Danaus chrysippus (African queen), 1227 nucleotides long. Lineage: Eukaryota; Metazoa; Arthropoda; Insecta; Lepidoptera; Nymphalidae. The record is from the annotation of a GenBank genome assembly.